This is a messenger RNA of Eruca vesicaria subsp. sativa (arugula), 1564 nucleotides long. Lineage: Eukaryota; Viridiplantae; Streptophyta; Magnoliopsida; Brassicales; Brassicaceae. The record is from the annotation of a GenBank genome assembly.
GUUAAAGCGCACCGAGCACACUCAGGCUUUCACGGUUGCGACUCCCGACGAAUACGAUGGCGGGCAAGCAAAUCGGCGGAGAGGGCGGUGUCCCGGAGAAUCUCGCCGGAAUGACCAAAAGUCAGCUUUACGAUAUCAUGUCUCAAAUGAAGACGCUGAUUGAUCAAAACCACGAGCAAGCGAGAGAGAUUCUGAUUCGGAACCCUCUUUUGACCAAGGCUCUUUUCCAGGCACAGAUCAUGCUUGGAAUGGUUCAGCCUCCUCAAGUGGUUCAGAAAGUUGAGCCUCAAGUAGCGCCACAGCCUCAACAGUCCCGUCAAUCGAUCCCGACGAAGCCGAACGUUCAAGUUCAUGUUCCUUCUGUUCAAGAGCCAGCAGCUACAAUACAACCACAAGCACCUAUUAGAAAACACCCAAUGCAACAACAACAACAACCAAUGCCUAUGCCUCCUCCUCCACCUCCUGUCACUGCAACCAGUAAUGUUCCAUCACAGCCUCGUUUUUCGCAUCCUCAGCGCCAGGGACAUUUGAAUCCUGCUGGCGCUUCUUUGUCUCAUCCUCAAGUUCAAAAUGCGCCUUCUCUAGCUCCCCGUCAUCCAACAUCCCAACAACCUCCGUUUCAUCAUCUUGAUAUACCAGCCUCCUCUACUCAGUUACAACAACAGCAACAACCAAUGCACUCUGUUGGGGUUGGGGGUUCUCAUUUGGCUCAACAACAGGCUAGACCAUAUCAUCAUCAGUUUGGACCGUCGCAGACUGGUCCCAACACUGGGUUUCAGCACCAUGGUGCACCUCCUCAGCAUCAUUCUCAACCUAGUUUUCAUUCAGGCAACAGACCUUCAGCUUCUGGUGGACCUCACUUCCCGCAGGGACAGCCACAUCUGCCUAAUCAGCCACCAUAUCAGGGUGGUCAGUUUCGUGGGGACUACAAUAAUAACCAAUUAGGAGGUCCGAUGGCUGCAGACAGAGGUCCUUCUUGGAUGGCUGGCCAACCAGAGAGCUCAAACAUUACUCAUCUCCCAGGAUUAGGACCGGUUCCUCCACCAAGCCAAGUCGGGCCUGGAGGCGGACCACCACCUCGCCCUGCACCGAUAUCUGCUGAUAUGGAGAAGGCAUUGCUUCAACAGGUGAUGAGUCUGACCCCAGAGCAGAUCAAUUUACUGCCACCAGAACAGAGAAACCAAGUCCUUCAGCUCCAACAGAUGCUCCGACAGUGAAGCUCAUUGAUAUAAUCACUUGGUCUCCAUUAGUAGAGACAGGUUUUGGGUUUGAAUGUAAGGUCCGAGGCAAGUUUGAGAUGAUCUGUAGAACAAAGAAGUAAUUAGUUGUAUUUUUUUAAGUUCAAGGUAUCAUUUAGUACUUUGCUCAUAAACCCCCGGAGAAAUUUAUGUGUUCUUCAGUUUGUUUUUUUUGGUUUCGGUGACAAUGUUCUUCCGACUUGAUUACUUUCCGUCUUGUUUACAGCUUUGUUCAGUCUUUCGACUAACACACUGCCUACGGAAAUAUACUAGAACUCACCAAACCCAACCGAAUUUCUUUUGGUUUUGGGUUGAAGUUUGGGUAA